Messenger RNA from Ruditapes philippinarum (Manila clam), 309 nucleotides. RefSeq lists its product as uncharacterized. Bases 1 to 309 code for a protein of 102 amino acids. NCBI's taxonomy places the organism in Eukaryota, Metazoa, Mollusca, Bivalvia, Venerida, Veneridae. The record is from RefSeq and is a predicted model, not a curated record. The transcript is spliced from 2 exons. Gene Ontology annotation, molecular function: protein binding.
AUGGUAAAGGAAAUUAAGGAAACUGAGGAGAAGGUUAUCAGUACAUUAGGCGAAAUUAAACGAGCAGUUUCAGAAUUUACGGACAUGUUUGCAGACAUAAAGGGGGAAAAUAACAGACGAGAUGUUAAAGAGAAGAGACGAGAUAGAAAACUUGAACGACCUCCGAUAGCUUUCCAUGCACAUUACUUGACAGAUUUUGCUCUUGAUACUACAGAUGAGAUUAUUAUAUUUACAAAAAGUGUGAUAAACGAGGGAACAGGUUACGACCCUUCUACUGGAAUUUUUACAGCACCCGUUGGAGGACUGUAA